Gongylonema pulchrum is the source of this 465-nucleotide messenger RNA. Lineage: Eukaryota; Metazoa; Nematoda; Chromadorea; Rhabditida; Gongylonematidae. The record is from the annotation of a GenBank genome assembly.
GAUGGAACGGCGGUGUCACAGAAUGCGCUUUGUCCACCAAUGCAAUCGGCUCAACCACACUGCUCGCCCGUGAUGGCUGAUUCGGCAAGUGGAAGCUCACCGGAUAUUCCAUCGCCACCAACUAAUUCGGAAAAGGUAGCAGUGGUGGAAUCGCAAGCGGCACACAUCGAUCCCAGUGAUACCAGUGCCUUACUGUCCGCUACAACACUAUCAAUCCAUGAGGAAAUGUUGCGAUUUCAACAGCGAAAAAUUGAGGAGCUGCAGAAGGAGCUGGAUCGCUCACAGCAACAGCUUAAGCAUCAGCAACAAGUAAUCUUGGCAGCCAAAAAAGCGCAGGUAUCGUUUCGUUUUUUUCUUAUGGACAAGGGAGCGAGAAAACGAGUAGCUGUAAUUCGAGACAUAACGGAUAGAAAGGCAUUUGUGCAGAGCCGUACACUGGUACAUCAGUGUUUGGGCCGAAAAUGA